Messenger RNA from Lineus longissimus, 3811 nucleotides. RefSeq lists its product as uncharacterized. The record is from RefSeq and is a predicted model, not a curated record. The transcript has 3 exons. Bases 1653 to 3311 code for a protein of 552 amino acids. Lineage: Eukaryota; Metazoa; Nemertea; Pilidiophora; Heteronemertea; Lineidae.
UGUUUCCUCAGAGCAGUUUUCCACUUCUGAUAGAUUCCAAACUUAUACAAGCUGUGGACAUUCAUGUCAGAUUGUGACCGACGCGAUAGCUUCACCAUCUUCAUGAUCGUUACUCGUGAUCGUCGCCAAUUAUAAAAGUGACACAAUGGUAAUGUGAUGACAGAGAAAUUGUCGGUUGCAUGAGUCGUUACUAUAGAAGUCUACUAUGACUAUUGAUAAAUGGAAGCAAUAGCUCAUCAGAUCGAAACAAGCUAUCGUGACUGACCAUGAGCAAGCGAUGGAAUGUUCUGAUUCGAUUGGAGUACUAAAUACAUGUAUGUCCAUCUCGUAAUGGCGAAGGACGACACAGAAACAAGAACAAGCAAAUUGUUUAUCACAUAAAACCACAUACGAUUUUCCAAUUAGAGUAAUUGCCAAAACUACAUGGGAUUACAAGCAGACAGGAAAAGACCAGGAAGACCAUGACCAUGCUAUAAUUUCAAUGAUUGGGAGGAUCACACGGAGGGUUGAACAUGGCAAACCAUGUCAGAAUGAACGGAAUCCCAUUAAACCGGAAUAUUUGCCAACUCCGGUAAGCACAUUCUGGAUGAGGGACGUUUACGGCGGCUUUCAAUAGUCUAUGACUUGUUUAUCGUGGAUACAUUGUUGUCGUUUACCUUGCAUGACGAGGAUAGGCUUGAAAACUGUUUUCGGAUUGUAAGCAAACGCUUUGAACUAUCAAACAGACUGCCGCUUUCAAGAUACAAUAAAACGAUUCAUAUGGGUAAUGGAUGUUUAUGGAUCAUAAUUAUUCUUCUUAGAAUAUCUGCUCAUUUCGUCAAGCAGAAGGAUAUACUGGACUUCUCAUGUUCAAGUUGUUUCCUUGAAGGUGGCUAUUAGUCCCGGAUACUCCACCGUGAUUGACAGACACAUAUCACAAGAGAGAGGACUUGGCAGCGGACAUUCCUUCCAGUAAAAGGGGGUAGUCGUUCUUGUCACGGAUAACGUUUUCGUGGACACUUUUGCUUUUAUUCUCCAAUGGACAGCGCGAUGUUACCAACAAUGAUAUUGGAGACGCAUCAGAAUGAUAUCGAAACGGAUUGUACGGUAUUUUAGUAACGCGUGCUUAUCAAAUUAGUAUCAUGACACAUUGUCCAUAUAUUGUAAUUAACUGUCAGGACCGAGAUAGAUAAGCGUUGUCUGAUAUCUUCGUUGACAAUGAACAAUAUUGUUACUGUACGGAGAUCAUUCUAUUCGGGUAGUCUGUGAACUAGACUCUGACUGAGUGGUUUUCUGGACAGGAAUUCCGGCUGUGACAUGCGGCGGACCGGAUGAUGAAAAGAGUGCCUAGUUGAAAGAUAGAUUAGACUGAUUCAAUGUUUGGAUAACAGGACAACGUUCCAGAGGCUUCUAAAUCAACACUUUACCGGAUAGAUACUUUAGGCACUUGAGUAUGACGCAGUCAUCUGAGUUGUCUUCUCUCCACUUUCGUAACCAAUGAUCAUCACCAUUAUGGCCCUUCGAACCGGAUACUUUCGGGAAGGCCUCAACCUAGGCAAAAACUAAACAAUUUGGCGAAGUGGCAAAUAUCAUUUGAUGUGACCAUUGGAGUUAGAACAUAUUUUCGCUCGCUGAUACUGGCACAUUCCUCUCGUGUUUGAGUAACAGUGACCAUGUUGGGCUACAUGCUGGUUAGAAAUGAGCGGAAGCCACGCUCUAUUCAACAGCUUCUUCGAGCCCAGCGAGAGCAACAGGAGAGAGCUAUGGCCGCUGAGAAGGCCGCCCAGGGCCACGAGGAGCAGCCAUCGAGUGAAGACGAGGCAAAGAAGGCUCAAGAAAACAGGCAACCGACUCCAGUCAGAGAAGCCAUGAAGCGGAGGAAGAGAGACGUUUUAGCAAGAAAACAGAAACACCCUCGGCCGAAAUACUCACAGCUCGUCAUGGAUGACAAGAAACAAAGACAGUUUAACAACAACCGGAGUUAUGAUCGGCUCAUGGAGAGUUAUGGCAGGGGUAAAAACGAUGAGAAGUUGGAAGCUUGGCUGGAUAUGAUGUACCCAAGGAUGGACCACAUGUCCGCGACUAUCAUCGGGAUGAAGAAGCGCCUGGAGCGCUUUCAGAGCAGAGAGGCGAUGGUGACGAAUCCCAAGGAAGGCGGUGUGCAGACGCUGAUGAAUAACUACAAGGUGUAUUCUUUGUAUCCGGAGGUUUUGAAGGAAAAGAGACAGAGAGUGAGGCGGGGGUCUGGGAGUGGGAGCUCGUCAGGGAGCCAGGACUCUUCACAAGUUUUCAAUCGUGUGCCGAAGCUCCCGCCGAUAAAAAAUGAAUCGAGGUCGAGUUUGGGUGGUGUUUCUGAGGGUGAUAUUCAUUUAGAGUUGGAGAAGAGUUCUAAGAAUGGUUCGGUGCGCUCCGGGGAGAGUCGGCGUAAGAAAGGGCAGCGGGAUAGCGCUGGGAGUACAGGCAGCAAUGGUAAGAGCAAGGAUGAAGCUUCCAAUCCUCCGCUUAAACUUCCUCCCGCUCCGAAGAAGGGGAUCUUGCACAACGCACCGAUUCAGGCCAAGCCGGAUAUCAAGUCCGACCAUCAUAAAAAUGACGAGGGUGACGUUGCAGAUCUACCUCCAAAGAAGGAGAAGAAGAAGGUGGCGAUCAUGACGCCGAUAAUGAGCCGCGAGGGGACACAGGUGACUCCAGAAGAUGGCGAGACGGAACGGACGGAAGCUAAAACGGAUGCGGAAAGACAAGAGGAAGAGGAUGAGAUGGCAGAGUUUGCUGCCUUCAGAGAACGCAUGCGCGAUUCUAUGCGACGCCGGAGCUCCGUCAACUCGAAGAAUAGUGCAGCAGCUCUUGCCCAGGCAGCUGAGAAUAAGAAUAAGAUCGAGGAGAUCAAGCAGCAGAUUCUGGCGAUGCGGCGCGGGGAAAACGGAGGAGAGGACUUCGAGUUGGAGAUGUCGCGCCGGAAAUCACUGAUGGUACUCAUGGGUGAUGAUUACGAUGAGGAGGACAUGGCGUGGUUGGUGGACGUUGAGGAGCCAGAGAAGCUUUGGAAAGAUGUCAAAAGCUGUCGCUACCUACGCGGCCACGACCCGACGGAGAUGCAGGUGCCUGACGGACCGCUACAGGAGUUUGUGUUUUGGAAAGGCGACUUCGCGCAGGAGUCGAGUUUUGAGCGGGAACAGAAUGAGAAGAAGAUGAAAGAGUUGGCUGAUGCUGGGGUCGAGGGGGCCGGCUAUGAUAGUGAUGUGGGCGCUAUCAACUCAGUGGGGGAGGCGACAAGGCGUAUCUCGCUUUCAGAAACCACAAAGCGGAAGUCAAUGGAAAACAUUUUCAAGUAGAAACUCUUGAUACUGCAGGCACCACAUGACUUUACAGACUCAAUGCUCUCUCAAGGAAAUGACUGUUUAUUAACAUGUACUUUAGAGUCGGUUAUACUUUGCUCGGGAGAAGGUUACUUUGCCCGGGAGAUAGGCCACUUUGCCUGGGAGUACGCGUUUUAUUAACGUAUUGCCAUCUCGUGGUCGCCUGAUGAGGUUUCCAAUGGCCGGGUAUCACAAGGAAUGAAAAACUAUUGAACUUUGCCGCAAAAAAGUCGCGAGAGGUAGUCCAGAUCAUUGUUCUCAACCUGUCCUGCCUAAAGAUGUUCGGAGAUGACUUGGAUGCGCAUAAUACCAAUAAGAGAACAUAGCCGAAUCAUAGAUUUAGUUUUUUUAAUACAUUUUUUAUCCAAUUCCUGUUCAAGCUUUUCGAUGUAGUUGAUCCGUGCAGAAUCGGUGCGUAGCUAAUCUGUGAUUAUGAAAAUGUAUUAAAAAUGCACAUGAAAAUAAUGUUGUUCCUU